This is a messenger RNA of Penicillium roqueforti, 1767 nucleotides long. RefSeq lists its product as uncharacterized. Bases 1 to 1767 code for a protein of 588 amino acids. Lineage: Eukaryota; Fungi; Ascomycota; Eurotiomycetes; Eurotiales; Aspergillaceae. The transcript has 3 exons. The record is from RefSeq and is a predicted model, not a curated record.
AUGGGAUCAUUUCUUCGUAUCCCCACGGCCCUGUUGUGCGCCCUCCUUGUCUCAACUUUUGUUAUCUCUCGUCCCACUAUAGUCCCUGGGGAAUGCCCACCCGCUGCAGCCCUAUCACUUGAAUCCCACUGCAUUGAACCGCUAGCCUCGACUGGAAUUCCCGAACUCGCAGUCUAUGAACAUACCCCACAUAGUUCUUCUACUUUGACAGUCUAUGUCGACUCGCUCCAGCAGAUGACCCGGAAGGCCAAGGCAACCAUUGGCGUGCUCUCGACUCUGAUAGCGUAUGUGUCUAUCAACAGCUUAAUACACAUCCUCCGGCCGGGCGCUUUUGUCUGGUCUACCGAGGACGAGGAGGAGCGGAGCUGGAUUGCGAGCUCGCGCUCGUGGUUCGACCGCAAAUCCUGCCGGUGGCUGGGCGUCUGCGGCGCCGCCCAUAUACAAACCGUUCACGGCGCAUUUGGACAUCGCGAUCCGGCGCAGUGGGUGAAAGCGCAAGAUGCCGAGCCAGAGGCACCAUGGCGGUCUUUCUGGCUUAGCGGCGCUAGUGACUCCGAGUGGGAUGCCGAGGAGCGGGCUCGGCGGCAGAUCCCGGACUACGUUUUCCACUAUGCCCCACUCGUUCACCUUUAUUCCGGUGAGCAAUUCUGGCCGGGGGAUAUCGCAGAGCACUUGUACCACACCACUCCGACCCUGAAUUACACCCCGAUUCAAGCCCAAUGGGACCAUCCGACGCUGGCCGAUCUGGAUGAGUUGAACCAGUGGGGCCCACGGCACGUUUUUUUGACGAGCAAUGACGAUGCGCAGACGCGUCCACACUGGCUGGAAGGCGAUAAGAAUAUCCCGCAAGCAGAUGGGGACGAUAAAGAAGAAUCCUGGGCUGAUUGGGAUGGUCGAGUCGACGGUGAUAUCCCUGGCGACACGGAGGAAGAUCGCGCCAAGUGGUAUGAUUAUUACCAAUUGCAACAAGAAGCUGCCGAAUCGGACGCCGACGAACAUUCUGAAGCUCAGGAAAUACUCAGAGAAGAGAUCCGACGACGUUACGGUGGAGAGGAGAUCCACCAGGAUGCUGCCGGUGGUCGAAGCGAUGCCCCUGCAAUCCUGGUGGUGAUGGACAAGGGCAACGGAAUUGUCGAUGCGUUCUGGUUCUACUUUUAUAGCUUCAACCUCGGUAACACUGUCGCCAACGUCCGGUUUGGCAAUCACGUUGGCGACUGGGAGCAUUGUCUGGUGCGAUUCCACAAUGGCAACCCGAAAGCGCUCUUCUUCAGCGCCCACCAGGGCGGAGAGGCUUAUAGCUACGAAGCCGUUGAGAAGAUCGGACAACGACCCGUCAUCUACUCUGCCGAGGGCAGUCAUGCCAUGUAUGCCACGGCCGGAGUGCACGAUUACCUUCUUCCCUGGGGAAUGCUGCACGAUGUAACUGAUCGCGGUCCACUAUGGGAUCCUCUCCUCAACUCGCAAGCCUACACAUAUGACUUUGACAACGAACAUUUGCGGGCGUCCACAUUCACCCCCUCUGCGCCAACGGAAUGGUUCCAUUACAGGGGCCACUGGGGUGACAAGUUCUACCCACUAAGUGAUCCCCGUCAGUAUCGAUUUGCAGGCCAAUACCAUUUCGUGAACGGACCUAUUGGCCCGAAGUUCAAACACCUCAACCGUCACAAGGUGUGUCAAGGACCCGAUCGUUCCCCCUGUGUCGUCAAGAACUAUGUCGAGCAAGGCAAGCGACCCAAGCGGUGGGGCGCAAGCAGACCGGGAGAGUAG